This is a messenger RNA of Rhea pennata, 3127 nucleotides long. It is a transcript of the gene NUDT3, whose product is annotated as nudix hydrolase 3. The record is from RefSeq and is a predicted model, not a curated record. NCBI's taxonomy places the organism in Eukaryota, Metazoa, Chordata, Aves, Rheiformes, Rheidae. Bases 338 to 847 code for a protein of 169 amino acids. Gene Ontology annotation, biological process: adenosine 5'-(hexahydrogen pentaphosphate) catabolic process; diphosphoinositol polyphosphate metabolic process; diadenosine hexaphosphate catabolic process. Gene Ontology annotation, cellular component: nucleus; cytoplasm. The transcript is spliced from 5 exons. Gene Ontology annotation, molecular function: bis(5'-adenosyl)-hexaphosphatase activity; endopolyphosphatase activity; diphosphoinositol-polyphosphate diphosphatase activity.
UGGCGUCGCGGUCGUCGUCGGCGGCGGUGGCCGGAGCGCUGGCAGCGACGGCGGAGCGGCUGGAAGUGAAGGGAGGGAUGAGGCGGGCGAAAGGCGGCAGCGCGUAGCGGGCGGCUCCCGGCCUGCGGGAGACAGAGAGAGACAGAGAAAGAGACUCCUGCGGGGAGGCGGGUCCCGCUCCGUCCCCCCCGUCCUUCCCCUGCCCGCCCCUCGCGGGAGCCGCGGCGGGUCCUUCCCGGCGCCGCCACCCUGCCCGCCCCCGCCGCCUCAGCCCUCUAGGCCGCGGGCCUCGCCGUCCCUGCGGCCUGCCCCCGUCCCCUCCCCCUCAGAGCGGAGGAUGAUGAAGCUCAAGUCCAACCAGACGCGCACCUACGACGGCGACGGCUACAAGAAGCGGGCGGCCUGCCUGUGCUUCCGCAGCGAGAGCGAGGAGGAGGUGCUGCUGGUUAGCAGUAGUCGUCAUCCCGACCGAUGGAUUGUCCCUGGUGGUGGCAUGGAGCCCGAGGAGGAGCCCAACAUGGCUGCUGUGCGAGAAGUCUGUGAAGAGGCUGGAGUGAAAGGGACAUUAGGAAGAUUAGUGGGAAUUUUUGAGAAUCGGGACAGGAAACACAGAACAUACGUUUACGUGCUUAUUGUCACAGAAGUGUUGGAGGACUGGGAGGACUCUGUCAAUAUUGGAAGGAAAAGGGAAUGGUUUAAGAUAGAAGAUGCCAUAAAAGUUCUGCAGUAUCAUAAACCAGUGCAGGCCUCGUAUUUUGAAACCUUGAGGCAAGGUUGUUUGGCAAACAACGGCACUCCUGUCAUGACCACGACAUACUCUGAGAGCUCUGUGUCUGACAUCAGAUGACUGAAGACGUCCCUAUGAGAGAAAUUUUGAAAAAUAGACUGAAAAAUGGAUUUCCCUCCCCCAUCCCCUUUUUCACAUGCCUCCUCUAUCAAACAAGGCAUGGGCAGCAGCCUGUGGCAGAGCAAAUGUUAAGAGUGCUGCAAUUUAGUGCAAGGUGGGAUUUUUUUUGUUAGAUUUUUUUUUUUCCUUUUCUUUUUUUGGAUAUGUAUUUUGUAAAAUACAUUUUGUGCAUGAAGUGCCCCUUUCCCGUUACACUGCUUCCAUGGUCUGGAGAGCGAGGCUGCCAGUUUCGCCUCUGCCUUGUGUUCUGAAGUGUCCCGUUUGUGUCAUCCCAGCCAUAGCCACUUUUUUUUUUUUUCAUUUCUUUUUUUUUUUUUUAAUUAAAAGACUUCAAAUGUGAGAUCAGCUCUUUAAGUCUUAGUCUGUACUGUAAGGUGCUGUUCAGACCUGUGUGUUGGUCACUUUCAGCGCAUGUGUAUAAACUUUUUUUAGAUGGAGGAUCUAACAUUUUAAUUUUGCAGGAAUUUUUUAAAUCCUGUUCUUCUGAAAAGAAGGGUUCAUAAUUAAUCUGUUUGCCUUUUUGUUCUGUUUUUUAAAAAUACACGUUCUGUGACAGUGCUAGUGGCUGGGCCAGUUUACUCCCCUUUCAGUAUCUCCCAAUUUAGUGCAGUGACACUUGAAGUUGAGGGCAGAGUUUUGAUCAUCUGCAGACAUCCCUGCUGCUCAAUUCCUUCUCCUACAGCUUCUGCCAGUGUUUCUGCUUUUACAUCAAAAUGAAACAAAAAGAAUUGGUCUUUAUCACUUGGCCAAAAAGAAAUAGCCUCAGAUACGCUAUGAUAGAAACUGAAUUUCAUUGUCUGUGGUAGGAAUCAGGGAUUCAGAGUGGGGUCAAAGUCUGACAAACUGGAGCGUCAAUCACCAAUGCUGUUCUGCUGAUCCUGCUGCAUUUUGCUGAUGUCUCUUCUUGUCCACAUGCCUUAUACCGUGCUGAACUGGAUAUUGUAAUUUGUGCUAAAGCAUCGGAUUGUACUUACUGAGUGUUAUUGCACGAACCCUUGGUUGGAUAACCGUGUGUGUCCGUGAAAAGAAGUCCCGAGGGAAAAAUUCAGGUGUUCGAUCUCUUGUCCUGUGGUUCUGCAGCACUUGCAAUUGCACCGUGGAGCAUGCUCAGAAUGUUUAAACUCUCCCUCCGUGAAAGGUACAACUGACUCCCGAGCAGAAAUGCUAGCUGGAGAAGUACACCCUUUAGUAGGAUAGUUCCCCUGAUGCAUUGGCACACUUCACACUUUUUUGUUGUUUUUAUUGAUGUAAGUUUCAUGCUGUCUUGAUUUGCCAACAGUGUUGUCUAGUUGGGAAAUAAAAUGGGAAAGGGGUGGGGGUGGGGGGAUAGGUACACAUUUGGGAGGGGCAUUAAUUAAUCCCUGGCUUGGGACAAGAGGUAGUUGCUGAAUUCAGUAACAUCUCCUUUGUCAGAGCAUAGCCAAGAUGUGAAAUUAAAUCUGCAGUACUCUUUUUCUCCUUAUUUAACAAAAAAAUAUUCUAAUAAAUACUCACUGUUCCAGAGUUUUCUCUCUUCCCGAGAAGCGCUUACAUAUGAAAAUCUGAUAGAAAUAUCCAUGGAGCCUGGGACUAGGGGGAAUGGUAUCCUUGCUGGUUUGGCAAGAAGCUGUUCAUUUUAAGACCCUAUUCUGUUCCUUUACUUGUUCUCCCUGCUUUCAUGAGUGUGGAGUAGCAAGGCCAAAAGCAGUGCCAGUGAUCACCAACAUGAAAAACCAUGCAUAAGAAAAAGCUGAGAGGCAUUAUUCAAGCAGUAGCUUGAAACCGAGCAUCUGGAAUUGAGCCUAAAUUACGCCAGUUCACUUCUACUUCGAGACGAAUGUACAAUCCUUUCUUACUCUCUGCUGAUCGGUCUGAACCAAACUCUCAAAAGGGCUUGAAAUCUGUAUCUGGAAACGCGUAAGAAAUUCAAACAGUCCGCUGUUACCAAGCCGUGAGUGGCAUCUGACACAGCCGUCUACUGCCUUCAGCUGAGUGGUUUUUUUUCUUUUUUGUCUUUAUUGUACAGAUUAGUAUGUUGAAAAAGCUUUGCAACAAAACAGCUGGUACUCCUGAAAGAGUAACUGCAGUUUUAAUAUCAAUAGCAUGCACACUUUUGUUUUUUUUUAAACUAAAAAUGUUUUUACAGGGCUGUUAAACUGACAAUUUAGGGUAGAAUAUUGUUAAUGACUUGCUAAUGGCUUAUUUGUUUGGGUCAGAAAAAUAAAUUGUGCCAAGAAAGUG